AUGGAUUUUGUUAGUCCCACAGUCAAGAAAUAAUACUCGAUUCAAAAUAUCUUAAAUGAUGCAACAUCCAUGUUGAAGAAGAAUGGCAAUAGGAAAGUUAUUUUAUUGUUAGAUAAGCAUUUUAUGAGUUAUUCUUAAAAUGAUGAUGCUUCAUUAAAUAUUUAGAUUAGCAGAAGACUGUUGAAAGCAUCAUAAAAUUUAUUAAUAGAAUACAUACAAAGAGAUAACAUAUCAAAAGUGGAUUUAUUGCUUGAUAGAAGCAAUUUAUACAUAGCUGUUUUAUAUAUUAAUGUGUAAAGAAAAUUGAAAAAUGAGAAGGGAAUAGUGUAAUAUGAGGAGUUGAACUCUGCCUAGCUUGAAUAAAGGAUUGGACUCAGCAGAUUGAGAUAAAGAAUUAGACAGACGAUAUGUAUACCAGGCAAUUUAAUAAAGGCUACUCAAUUGAAUCGGUUGAAAGAAAAGGAUAAAAUAAAGUUUUAUAUAAAUGAAUGCUGGGUGUUAUUAUUAAAGCAAUUGAUAAUUUAUGCUAAGAUAUUUAAAUCUACGAAUGAAAUACCGAAUAGUUUGAGAAUGAUGUUUAAAGUUGACCAUAUUUUAUCAAUUAAAGAAUUCCAUAAACGAAAAAAUCUUGAGAUCAUGAAGGUUUAAAUUGAACAUUAUUAAAACUCAGGUCAAUCGUACCUUCAGUUACGAGAAUUCAGACUCUCUUUGUAACAAUAUGAUCUGGCUUUAAAAAUUUUAUAGGAUUUGAUAUUUACAAUUCUAAAAAAGAAUAAUACUCCAAAUGUGAUUGAUGACAAUGAUUUAAAACCAGUACAACAAUACAUAAUGAAAAUCAUUUUAAUUCUAUAUCUAGAAUCCUUAUGUUAUGAGUAUUUGUCUGAAUAUUCACAAAUGAAAGAAUGCAUACAUUUAUCAUAAUGGUUAUGUAGUGAAGUAUUGAGACUAGAGGAUGAACAUCAAUUGCAUAUUUUGAUUUUUAGUCGAGCAUAAGACAUCUAAAAAUAUUUUGAAGUCAUCCUAGCGGAAUGUGAGAUACGACAUAUUAUUUUUUCAUCUUUUUGUGACAAUAACUAAGCUGAAAUGAAGGCUAUAUCUGCUCAAAUCAAAGAAGACUACAUUUAAUUAUUAAAUGAAAAGUUCUUUUUAAAAUUUCACCACUAAAAGCUUCAUCGCUAACAAUUUUUCAAAUUAAAUUUGAAAUCUCCUUAGUCUUCUCAACCCUAUUUACUUUACUCAGUUCCAAAAGGUAGUAGAACUGAAAGAGAAACCACUACCCAACAACUUUCCAAAUAAUAUUAGUCAUUUACAACUUAGGAUGGUGUUGAAUAAUAAUAUUCGAGAAAAUUCAUACAGGUUGAAAGUGAAACAAAAUUAUUGAAAUAAAAUUCGUUGUCUUCAUUUUCCAGAAAAACAAGACCUACAGAUUUUUCACAAUAUUGCAAGACUGAGUAAUCAGAUUAUCCAAAACUCGACUAAGAGUUAGCUGGUGUUAUCGUGAAUUAAUUGAAAUAAGAGAAACCAUUUUUUAUGUUAUCUGAUAUCCAAAGGACUUGUGAAGAUGAAAUAAGUGAAAACCAAAGACAAUAAUAGGAUUAUGAGUUGGGAAAAGCUGUACUUAUGUUUAAAAAGUAAUUUAGUAGAAAUGCUAUUACUGAACCUAAGGAGGCUGAUUCCUUAAAGUAAUUAAACAAUCAAAUUAAAACAGAAUUUUAAUUAAUUUCAGGUUAUUUGGAGGCAUAAGAACAUUUGAAAAGAAAGAAAUAGAAAUAAAAGCUAUUUGAGUAAAUGCAAAAACCAAAAUAAAAAAAACAAACUCCCUUAAGAAAGAUCUUCUUAAAACACAGUAAUACAUUAGGAUUUAAAUAAAUCAAGAAAAAACUAUAGCAUUUAGAGGAGGAAUCCUAAUUAAUGAAAUUGUAUCACUUAAUAAGUGAUAAGAAGGAAGGAGAGAAAGAGUAGCCAAAAGAGGAUUAAAUACUCAGAAAAAUGAUCUAAACUAAUUUGAAUGCCAUUAAAGUUAUCAUGGAUGAAAAUCAAAAAUAACAGGAAACGGCUUAGAGUUAACUUAGAAAGAGGAGACCAAUCUCUGUAUCUGCAUAAAUGAAACCUAAUAUCCAUCCGUAAAGCCCUUAACUAAGGGAUGUAAUUACAGAUUUGGCAGGAUCAACUUAAUACCUUAGUACUAAGGGAUAAUCAACCAAAAACGUUACAUCCAUGGUAGAAUUGGCAAAUUUAAAAAAAAAGUUAAAUUCAAUUUAAAUGAAAAGUCCUAUUAGAUACUCAUAAUUAUUUAAAAAAUAAUGA
This is a messenger RNA of Paramecium tetraurelia, 2307 nucleotides long. RefSeq lists its product as uncharacterized. NCBI's taxonomy places the organism in Eukaryota, Ciliophora, Oligohymenophorea, Peniculida, Parameciidae. The record is from RefSeq and is a predicted model, not a curated record. The transcript has 4 exons.